Molecule: messenger RNA, 3096 nt
Organism: Tachysurus vachellii
Lineage: Eukaryota; Metazoa; Chordata; Actinopteri; Siluriformes; Bagridae
Gene: hsh2d
Product: hematopoietic SH2 domain containing
Exons: 6
Coding region: 537-1403 (288 amino acids)
Cellular component (GO): cytoplasm
Source: RefSeq, a predicted model, not a curated record
GGGGUUGGGUCUCAUUACAGAAAAUGUCAUGAUAGCAAUGACAUGCUUUUGUCUCAGGUGAUUUACUAGAUAAUUACUAGAUAAUUGACUAGAACAUGUGCAUUCAUAUAAACCUGUGUUUGCAGGUGUACGUCAGUCAGAGCUGACAGGAUAGUAAAUCAUCUGACCAAUCACAAUAGAGAAAGAAUUCACCAAGGUGGAGCAUGAGAGAGAAACUCACCUGGUAGUUGAACCACUGUGACAAACUAAAUCCUGCUGCUCUGUUUCCAGGAACACGAGAACGCAGAGGACAAACAACACAACACCUGCAUAUUCACUGGUGCUUAGAUGUGUUGACACUAACAUACAUCUGAGUAAGCUGUAAAAUGAUGUGUGCGAUGUCGAGGUGAGAAGUUCGAGCACUCGGACAGGUGUGUUUCAAGCAGGGCACAGUUUGUAAACCGAGUCAUGGCUGAAGCGAUACCACCCAACACAGUCAUCCCCUGGUUCACUGAGUACCAGAAGAACCACAUCGUGAAGGAUGGAGUCAUUCCGAAAUGGUUCCAUGGCACCAUCUCCAGGAAGUAAGGCAGGCAGAGGAAAUGCUCAUGACCAAACCUCCAGGCUACUUCCUGAUUCGUGUCAGUGAGAGCAGAAUAGGAUACACCUUGUCCUACAGAGCUGAUGAACUCUGUAGACACUUUAUGAUCGACAUGCUUCCAGGAAACCAGUGUGAGAUUGUAGGUGAGAAUAUGCGGCAUUGCUCUCUCCAUGAUCUGGUAGCCUUCCACAGCAGAACUCCGAUUUGUCCCUACACUGAGCUCCUCACACUAGCCUGUAAUCAGGCUGGCCAAAAUAUCCCAGAAGCCACACCUCCCAUCCUGCCAGCACGCCGUAGGGUGUCUCAUCCACCAAUUUCACACCAGAACCUAAGCAACUUGUCAGACAUUUCAGGAAGCACACCAACACUCUAUCCCAGCCUAGAACGGGAGCUUAGUGCUCUCAACUUGGAUUGUGUGGGAUUUCCGCUAAACCCUUCACUGACACCAAAAACAAAAUUCUUCCUCACACCACAAGACAUUACCACCAGAUGGCACUCUGCACAUAAAACCACCACUGGAGGAGAACAAACUACAGGUUUACAGACAGCUUGCAACCAGGGAAAAUCGCAAGAUAAAGUGCUGCAAAGAAAUCAGGCAGAGUCAAAGCACACUCGCAUAAGACUGAUUCAGUGCAAGAUCUUUAAAAAGAAGAAAAACCAUUCAGAGGAGCACACGUACAUGGAUAUCGAUGAAGUUAAAGUCACAACUGAUCCUGCAGCAUUGCAGAUAGCCACAAACACAGACCAGGAAGCGAUGGAUAAUGUUUCUGGUACAUUACCAGUGGAAUACCUAAAUCCUCCUCCGUUUGCUCCUGGCUACUGAAACAUAAGCAUCACAGACAUUUACUAUAGUUUAUUGUUUUGUAAAACCCCUGUAAUGUUCUCUGGAAUAAUAUUCAUGUACACCAGUGCUGAAUUCUCAAUUAUGAUUGGACAGAAGGUGUUUAUUGAACUUGUAUAACAUCACAUCUGACAGCCACAGAUACCAAAUAAUAGAUUUUUAUUAAUGCAUUUUUAACACAUUUUUUCCUGAAAAAACAAAGAAACAACUUACACAGGGAUGCUGUCAUAGUGGACAUUCCAUUGAAGAAAAAAAUUACAAAGAAAAAUGGAUAAUGGUUGAUAUGGUUAAAUUUUCCAUAUGGACACGUUAUUUUAACACAUGUAACGAGUCGCCAGUUUGUUUUAUUUUGCAUUUUGUAAUAGUACAUUUUUAAGACACUGGAAAAUCUUCAUGACUGAGGACUUUGCUUUAUAGCUUAUGUUUAUAUAACCUAAGUGAUAAUAGGAAUUAUUAUUAAGUUUCACAGACUUUCUACAAUAUUUAUAACAAUAAAGGGUUAAAACACAAGAUAAAAUGGGAGGGUUGAGUCAAGUUUGCAUCAAGAUGUGCUGUUUUUUUAAUGAGUCUGACCAAUUCAACAUUCAAGUUCAUUUUAACAGAUUAUUAUUAUUAUUAUUAUUAUUAUUAUUACUUUUAUCAUCAUUACUAUUAGUAAUAGUUUUGAUAUAUCGAUAAAUGCAACAGAGAGUAUACUUAUCAUAUCCUUCAUCCCAUUCCAAGCCCUACAUGUAACUCCACUCCAUCAGCCAUUCACCCUCAGUUAAAGGUGUGGUGAAGUGGAGGAUCAGGUGUUGGCCUCUCUGCUAGAGGAUGCAACCGCAAUGGAGCUCUUAGAUAACUGCAUUGUAAUAUACAGUCUCUCUGGUAGAACAGAGUCACACUAUUCUAACACAGUAAAAGGCAUAUAUUAACCUAGAAAGAAAGAAACAAAGAAACAAGCUAAGGGAUACCUGUUUUAACCCUUGUGUAUGCUUUGUGACAUUUGUGUAGAUUAGGAGGCUUAGUUUCCCAAUUUCUUUGGCCAUAGCUUUCUUUCAGCAAUUGGAAUGAUUUUUUCGUGACAAACCUUAAUCCUUAAUCCUUGUACUUUGGAGAGAUGCUUUCAGAAUUUUCACCAGGUCUUUAAUUCACUGUGUACAAAUUUAACACAAUUCGCUGUGUAGAAAAAUGUCCACUAAAAUUAAACUUGUAUAAAAAUAUAUCAGAUUAAUAUUUUUUCAAUUUGAUUUUUUUAAAUUACUAAUGUCAUGUGUAAUUAAUUUGCAUAAAAAUACACAGAAAAUGACUUUUUUUAAUAUAAAAAAGCAAACUGAUUUUUUUUUUACCUUUUAUCUUGGAUAUGUCAAACACUAAUAACAACAUUGGCUUUUAUGCAUUGUUAGAUUUUGUGCAACAUCAGAUUCAAAUAUUUUCUCCCUUAUACGCCCCUUGUGGCUCAACAUUGACUGCUAUUCUAACCACAUUUAUUCAUUGCACAGGCAUGACAUUAAAAAACAAACAAAAAAAAAAGAACACGCAUUCUUGCUAGUUAAUGGUUCCCUCAGCUGGGAAGAGGCAAAGUUUAAUUUUUACUGUUGACCAAAAGGUGGUGACAUUACAUUAUUACACAGGCCUGUGCAAAAAUAAAGCUUAUUUUCAGGUUUUUUACAUUAAAGUUUUAUGGAGGAUAUAA